UAGAAUAUCAGCUGCAAGUUUCGUGCUCGAUGUACGGUCUAUCUAUGUUCAUCUGCAGAGUGUGCUUGCUUCUACCGAAAGGUUCUCCAUCAUAAGUUCGCGCGCCCAAUUUCCAGAUUGUUAUCGUCCCGACUUGUUGCGAUCGCAGCAAGCACUCAUCGGGAAAGGUCUCUUUCCAUCUCUUCCACGAUCUAGAUCCGCCUCCGUAUUCAUCCGCCUCCUCCCGUAUCCGCAUUCUUCCGUGCUGCUGACAUGCCAGUGUCCGAC
Messenger RNA from Mycena citricolor, 267 nucleotides. The record is from the annotation of a GenBank genome assembly. Lineage: Eukaryota; Fungi; Basidiomycota; Agaricomycetes; Agaricales; Mycenaceae.